CCACACCUCGCUAAGGAAGGAGACAGAGAGAAAGAGAGAGACAGAGAUGGGUGGAAGCCAGUCGUCUUUCAAGUUCUCUUCCUGCCUCUUCGUGAAGCCGAAGUGCAACGAUGAUGAGGCGGACGGGUACGUCUCCAGGAAGGUCCGGCCGAGCGACGAGGACCGAGGGUGGUGGGUGGGCGAGCCGGACGUCGACAGGAAGGCGUCUGCCUUCAUAGCCAAGUUCCAUGCGAGCCGCAUCAUGGAUCUUGAAAGCCACGAGACCCCUGCCUUGGACGCUGAUAACCGCACUGUCGCUGCUUAAUCUCCGUGUACUCGCUCGUCCAUCUCGCUCUACGUGUCGAACAUUUGUUGUUGACGUAGCAGGAAUGCCCGUCGCAGCAAGUUCGUUUCCAGCUGUUCAUCUUAUGGUAGAAAUAAUGAUAUGAGCCUCGCGUGUGGCUGCAUGCA
Musa acuminata subsp. malaccensis (wild Malaysian banana) is the source of this 450-nucleotide messenger RNA. NCBI's taxonomy places the organism in Eukaryota, Viridiplantae, Streptophyta, Magnoliopsida, Zingiberales, Musaceae. The record is from RefSeq and is a predicted model, not a curated record.